Messenger RNA from Epinephelus moara (kelp grouper), 4808 nucleotides. Its product is annotated as clustered mitochondria protein homolog. The record is from RefSeq and is a predicted model, not a curated record. Gene Ontology annotation, biological process: intracellular distribution of mitochondria. Bases 286 to 4584 code for a protein of 1432 amino acids. The transcript has 28 exons. Gene Ontology annotation, cellular component: cytoplasm. Gene Ontology annotation, molecular function: protein binding; mRNA binding. NCBI's taxonomy places the organism in Eukaryota, Metazoa, Chordata, Actinopteri, Perciformes, Serranidae.
UGUGGAGCAAUAAGAGGGUGUGGCUUUUUUUUUAUACAGGGAGAAUAGAUAAGCUGAGUUUGCCUUGUAGAGAGGGGCAGGAGUCACAAUCCUGAACAGACAGCAGCUUACUUUCACUCUGCUGCGCUCUCUUUAACAAUCCAGCUGCACGUUUCCACUCACCCUCUCCCUCUCUCGUGUGUUCCUCCAGCAGUUUGAAGCAAGACUUUGAGGGGGGAGCAGCUUCCAGCACAGAGAAGAAGAAACACAAGUGGACAGCUCAAGAAAAAACUGCAACACGCAGCCAUGAAGGACAAAGUGAGGAGAGGUGGAGGAAGAAAUCAGGCCAAGGCUGAGGGAAUGAGCCUGACUGGUGAAAAGGGUGCCGCUGGUAUCAGGCAACAUGAGGAAACAUCGUUCCCCGUGAAGAUUCAGGGAGCAGGAGUGGAGCCAUUUGAGCUGCAGGUUCAUGGAUUUUGGCUCGUUCAAGAUGCAGUAAUGGCUCUGCUUUCGAGGGAUGAGGUGUGUCCACGUUCCAACCUAUCACUGGCGCUCGCUGGUACCACUCUGGAUCCCCUCGCAGAACUGCAAAGCCUCAAGGGGCUUAAACCAGGAGCCAUCCUCCGCCUGGUGGAAGAACCCUACACUGCCCGCUCAGCCAGGAUCCAUCUGGCUCGUGUGCUGGAGCUGCUGAGAGCGUCUGGACCUCAGGAUGCACUGAGAGAAGGACGCUCACCAAGCGUACUGGAGACACUCACACAUGCACAAACACCAGACUCUAGCUUACCGAAUGGAAAAAGCCUGAAGCGCUCUUUAAGCAACACAAAAACAGAAACAACCAACCAGGAUGGAGCUCCUCCCGAGUACCUCCUGCCUGGAUCCUCAGAGAGACCACUCAUGGCCCUGCUACCACACAGCUCCCAACCAGAGGCCCCCAGCUACUUGAGGGACUUGUCUCUUAGCUGCUGGAACCCAGUUCCAGGACACAGGAAGAUGCAGGGUGACUUCCUGUACAUCACUGCAGUGACAAUUGAGGGACGACGGUGUGAAAUUACAUCCUGUCCCAAAGGUUUCUUUCUCAAUAGGUCUACAGAAGAAAUGUUUGAUCCUCGUCCUACACAGUCUUCCCCAGUUUGUCACAGUCUCACUGAUCUGCUCUGUAACAUCAGCCCUGCCUUCAAACAAGCUAUGACCACACUCAGAAACAGGUCUCAGUUACCUCCAGUGGAGGUGAUGCCCACUCCCUACCACACCCUGAGCUGGCUUGGGCCUCCCUGUGCCUCCCGCACUCACAAAAACACCUUCAGCAGACUGGGAGUGGAAGAACAGCCAGCAACGCAGACUCCAGAUUGGAAUGAGGAGUUGCAAGUUGCCAGAAAUCUUCCACAAGGCAGCCUGGAGGAGAGGCUGCAGAGAGAGAGAGCUCUGCUUCAGGUGAACAGUGCAUUUGUUAGGGCUGUGAUGCAGGGUGCUGAAUCUGUUGUAGAUGGCUUUGUGGAGCCAGUGAAUGGAAACCCUGAGGACCCAGCUUUCCUGUGGGGUGGCCUGUUUAUGAGCCAGGGGGCAGCAAGCACAAUGUUUGGUGGAGACAGGGGUCGCAGGGCUGCUCAGAGGCUGGAGCUUCAAGGAGUGCAGGCCUACAAUGACAUCGAGGGGCUACAGGGGCUGCACACUCUCCCUACAGCCAUUGCAGACUACAGAGGAGUGCGACUGUCUGCUCAGGGUCUGGCCCCUGGGUUGGAAGGCUCAGAGCAGGAACAGGCUGCUUCUCCUGCCGCAAGAGGCUUGCUGUACGGGGUAAAUGCAGGACACCAAGAGUCCCCCCAACGCAGACGGCUGCUAGAGCUCUUGGCUCUGUCUGCCAAAUCACUUUCUCUCCAGAAACAUGUUGUCGUGUCACCCAACGGUCACAAGGUACCACUGUUCACUUCACUGGAUGCUCAAGGACUGUUGGGGGCUGAUGGGAGGUUCUACGUACUGGAUGUGUUCAGGACCUUCCCUGCUGAUGCCAACUUCUGCCCAGAGGUGGAGACGGAAGGUCAGUCACUCACUGGAGAAGAAGAGAGUAGCAAAAGCUGUGAAGAGGACAAGGAGAAGAAGGACUGUGUUAAAGAAGGUUGGCCAGAGAAUUAUCACAUGGACUCAGGGCUUCCAAAGAGCUUCCCUCAUGGACUCUGUAGACUGAGACCAGAGCUGAUGCAAGCCUUCAUCCAGCACAAACAUUGCCAGUUCACUCAGCAUGUCAGGGAGACUUUGGACGAGAAUGGAGGCUUUGAAGAAUGUGCAACAGCUUGUGACUCUCGAGCAACGCAGGCAGUACGAGCUGCUUGUAAAGAAGUGGGCUCAGUCAGCGACAUCAUCUUUGAGAUGCGCUUUAGCCCAAGUGUCUUCUCUUCAGGAGCAACCUUCCCCUCUGGUGAAAGUAAGUCAACGACGCUUCAGGAGAGGUUACUGAGGGAAGCUGCAGCUUUCAUCAUCACACAUCAGAUACCAGCCUUUGUGGAGUAUUGCUUACAAAGCAAUGAGGCACCAAUGGAUGGAGCUUCUCUAAAACGGGCGCUACACCAGAAAGGCAUCAACCUCCGGUAUCUGGGCCAUGUGAUCAAGAACAUCAACCAGUCGGAACACAAGGAGUGUCUGAGGCAUAUAACGAGAUCAGUCAUAGGUGAAAUUUUCAUCCGUUCAACAAGAAGAGUGUUCAACAAUUUCCUCCAGGGUGUGGACGUGCCUAGUCUCUCUGCAGCUGUCAGUCACUUCCUCUGCUGCCUGUUGGUUCCCCACUUCACUCCCACUCCUGUGGGGGAGGAGACUAAAAAGAAGUCAAGGCGGCGUGGCCGAGGGGCCGGGGCCUCUGAAAGCACGCCCUGGAGCACGCUCACGGGGGCUGAGCUGUGGAACCAGGUCUGCCAGGAUGCUGCUGAAACAUAUAACAUCUCUGACAGCCUUGGUUCUGGUCCAAACCAUCUGGUGGAGCACUAUGGCCUGCAGAAGCUCUCUUUGCUCAGAGAGUUCUGUUUAAAGACUGGAGUACAGUUGAGACUGAGAGACUACGUCCUCGACAACCAAAAUAAAGCUCCCAUUGGUCCAGACGAUGUCCUCAACAUCCUCCCUGUUGUCAAGCACAUUCAUAUGCCGACUGUGGAUGCUACAAAAGCACACCGAGCUGCACAGAGCUUCAUUCAAAAGGGUCUGCUGGAUCAGGCCCAUGAACACCUGAAAGAAGCAACCUACCUGUUUGGUAGGGUGUGUGAUGACCUGCACCCUGAGGCCUGUUACUGCCACAGCCUGAUGGCCAAGGUGGCCUUCGUGCAGGGGAAGGCAGCAGAGGCUCGCAGUGUCCAGCUCAAAGCAGUGACCAUCAGUGAGAGAGUGCUUGGCUUUGACCAUCCAAACACCAUCCUGCAAUAUGCCCUCUUGGGUGUGUAUGUGUUCGCUGGAGGAGAGAUUGCCCUGGCCCAGAAGUGUUUCCUCAGAGCUCGUCUGCUAAUGCUAACCGUCCAUGGAGAGGACCAUCCCUAUACUGCAACACUGGAUAGCUGUCUUGGGUUGGUGCUGACUGGAGAUCAGAGAGGGCAGUUCUUAAAGAACGCCCUCAGACUCAACACCUCCUUCUUCGGCGCCUCAGGUCUGCACACUGCUCUCAGCCAUCACCUGUUGGCCCAGUGGAUGUGCAGCAAAGGUGACUACAGAGGUGCCAUGACCCACGAGAAAGAAGCCCUCACUGCUUACACCGCCAUGUUCGGGGAGGAUCACACUCAGACACGCUGCAGCAAAGAGUUUCUGUGCACCAUAACCAAGCAGGCAGUGAAGGUGGAGCGCUCUCUCAGACAGGCAGGAGCUGACAGCACGGAGCAGGCAGUGGAGUGUCUAACCUCCUCAACUGACACUGUGCUGGAGCAAUUGGUUCUGGUGACAGGCAUCAAGAGCAUCACACACAGAGACGGGCUCCAGGAGUACAGGAGAAAACACAACGAACUAAAGGAAGCAGUGAGAAAAGAACUGGGACUCACAGUGUCUAACGGGCGCAUCAUCACAGAGACUGUAAUUGGAGAGGAGAAGAACUCCGAUCAAGAAACAGGAAGCGGGAAGGAAGCUGAGGAUGGAGGAAGCCCAGCAGUGGAGAAAACCAGCGAGAGCCAACAGGAGCAGCCAGUGGAAGAGAACGUGGCGGUGGAGAGUGCUGCCGUAGUUUCAGCUAAUGGUGAUGUGGUGGAGUCAGCUGAAGAGAGCCAGCAGGAGGAGAAAACAGAUGUAGAUGGAAAAGACAGUGACAGAGCAGCCGCAGAUGCUGAGGUCAAGGUAGUGAAUGGGGAGUCAGAGGUCAGGGCUGCAGGAGAAGAAACUGACACCAGUGCACCAAAUGAAGUAAACACCAGCACAGCCAAUGGGGAGGUCAAAUCUGAUGUAACAGCUGAUGAGAUGAAGUCAGAGUCAGGCGAGGUUAAUGGUGAAAUUAAUGGAGCCUCUGACGCUGCUGUGAGCCCGACAUUCCUUAAGAGUAAAGGCACCUGGGCAGAUGUGGUUUCAAAGGCCAGUGGAGCAGGAAACACAGCAGUCAAUGGAGUAGCAGGUAGUGUCACUGCUAACGGAGAAGCUGAGGAGUAAAGACAUAUAACAGAAGAACAGUGUUGUAGUCGAGUUUUUCCACGUCACUGCUGUAAGAUAAAACUCUCCCAGGAUCCAAGAUGUAUUUUAGUCCAGUGAACAUGAAGCAGGUAACAGAGAUGAUGAGUAUUACUUUGAGUUGGAGAUGUUAUUGCUGAUGCUGGGAGAGGGCUGUACUGAGUGCCAUUUUUUUCCAACAAUAAACUUUUUAUUCUGGUUUACCA